ACUCUAUUUAGAGCACAAUUGAUUGACCACGUGUGUUGAUCAACAACAAGCCAGAGGAUAAUUAUGUCAGACAAUGCUGCAUACGAGGCUAUAUCAAGAGCAGUCUCAGAUGCUGUUCUAAUUGGUGUGAAUUGGUGUGAGAGAAGGCCUUAGUGGACAACAAGGUAUGCUUACUUAUUUCUAGGCCUCCUGUAAAGAAGGGCUAUUAAGAUAAUCAUUCUGCACGCAGCAAAAUAGUUUUGGAAUCAUAAUUACUAGAGUGGUUCUCGAACUUUGGAACAGUUGAAUAGGUGUGGUUUAGCUACUACAUCUAGCUAGCUGUGGUUCUACCUAUACCUACCUACCUACCUACCUGUACCUACCCCCGAGGCCACGUGCAUUUUAAUUAUCUAAGCACAAUUUUGAAAUUAAAAUUAGAGCAGCAGAACAAAAAUUAAAUUAAAGGUGAAGGGUGCAAUCAAUCAUAUAAUAUAUCAUAUAUGUAUUUUAAUUAUACUGCCAUGUGUAUUUUCUCAGGAACUUUGCAUUCGAGGGCUGCAUUGCUAGGAGAGAGCUCUACGGCCAACAACUCAUUUUCAUCACCGAUGGCUGCAUCUCUAGGAGAGAGCUAACUGCCAGUAACUCAUUUUCUGCAUCUUUUUUGUCAUCAAAGCCAGACAAAAAACGAAAGCGUUCACUGCCUUCUGUGUUUGAGAAAAAGAAACAAAAAAAAUCUAGCAGCAGCAAGAAGACGACAUCCUUUUAUGUCAGAGAUAUUGAGGUAAUACCAAGGGAAUGGGGUAAAGACCACAGCCAUGUACCAAUUCCACGCAUGGAGAAAAGGAAGAUACUAUCUGAUGCUGGCCUUUUGGGAAAGUUCGAAUUUAAUUCGGAUAUGAGUGCUGAUGACGUAUCAAAAGAAAUUUGCACAGUGUUUUCUCAACCUUUCCAACUAUCCUUGAGUCUCAUUGAAAGGGGAGAGCGUUUCAAGUUUAAAUAUCUUCAAAAAUCUGGCGAAGGUACACGGUCGCUCUGCUGUCCGACGGUAAAAGAAAAUUUCGAGUGGACAGGGCGAGUGGUUUCCACGCUAGCCAAAAGUGGGGGAUGCAUCUAUUUGCUUGCUGAUGAAACUAUAGAGUGUCUCUAUGACAACCAGCAUUUGAGCAGUGAUGAGGAUAGCAUAAAUCUUCCAACUUAUAAGGACGAGAUAGAAAGCAAAUCUCCUCUGCAGUCAACUCUCCCUCUGUCCACGUCCACUACAUCUGUGCAGCCAGCUGAUAUUAUUGUGAUUGACUCAGAAUCUACCUCCAAGCCAAGUACAAGCUCUCACUUACCUUUGGAAGACAAUGAGCCUACGCCACAAUUCCAAGCAGCCGAUGAGCCUGCUAGAUCACAGUUCCAAAUAGCAGAGGAAUAUCAGCCCCAAAUACAAGCAGGGUCACAGGAAGACCUGAUCUCAAUGUUUGAAACAAAAUUUUCCCAGUCACAAAUUUCAACCAUUUAUCGCUUGUUUGGGCACGAUUUUGACGCAGCUGUAGAAUGCCUUUGUGUUGGCCCUACCCAAGAAAUGCUUCUAAAGCCAGUGAAAGAUUCCUUUGUCGAUGGGAGGUCACACAAGAUACACGUUGAUUCUAAUGAUAUAUGGUUGGACUUGGUUGGAGCAUACAAGGCAGGAAAUAUCGAGUUUUGCAGGCCGUCAAGGAUUUUACUCGACAACUCUCCAGCUAUUGACACUGGAGGUGUGCGACGUCAAGUUUUCAAUGAUGUGUUUCAAGCUUUCGCCGAUAACAAGCACAUUACCUUGUUUGAAGGUCCACCGAGGUAUCUCAGGCCAAUCAACAGCAUUGAAAUCCAAUCCACUGGGAUAAUGAAAGUCCUUGGGCAAAUGAUUUCUCAUUCUAUCGGCCAGGACGGAGUUGGCUUCCCCUACCUAUCACCAGUCUGCUUCUGGUACAUGGUUGGUGGUAUGGAUGAAGCACUUCCAUAUGUCACGAAAGAUGACCUGUCUCAUGCUGUGCAUUUAGUCGUAGAGGAGAUUGGUGAGAUUAACAAACAGGAAGAUGUCAAUGAGUUACUGUCAAAGGAUUACGUAUUGGAUGUUUUGCAGCAGUGUGUCGUGACCACACCGUUGACAGUUGACACGAAGUCUCAAGUAGCACAAAGCUUGCUUAUGUCAGAUGCUUUGUACCAAAGAAAGCCAGUUUUUGACAGCCUAGCUGAAGGUCUGAAGGCCUGUGGCAUCCUUAAGCUGAUGAGGAAUUUCCCGAGUUGUUUUGUCUCGCUUUUUGUUAGUACUGGUGAUUUGUCCAAUGAUGAUGUGUGUCAGGCACUCUACAAUAAUCAACCUACGGAAGACCAAGACAUUGCAAUCAAGCACUUGACAAAGUUCGUGAAGAAUCUCGAUCAAGAGGGUUUGGUGACAUUUGUGAAACACGUCACAGGAAUGAACUUUGUCAAAAAAAGAACCAUCCACGUCACGACUGUGCCUGACGCAAGGGGUGCUAUAACUGCUCAUGUUUGUUCAAACUCUAUCACACUUCCAGCAGGAGUUUUUGUCUCUACACAGGAAUCAUAUGAUCUGUUUGUGCAAGCAAUGAUGUCAAUACUUGCUUGCAACUCAUUUAACACUGUUUAAGUCGCGGGAACUUAUUGAACUUAUUAUUAUGCUGGGUUGGAACUUAUUAUUAAUUUUAUGAUUGGACUCGGCUCAUUAUUAUGAUUCCAUUUCCAUUUGUUUUGUCAUGAUUGAUAGGCAUAUAAUAGUUCUUAUUAUAUGCACUUCGUAUUUAUAUCCAGGAAGUCAAGUUCAAUUUUUUUUUAAUAUUUAUAUAUUUAUAUAGCCUAUUAAUUUUAAGUAUACAUGUAUGC
Halichondria panicea is the source of this 2847-nucleotide messenger RNA. RefSeq lists its product as uncharacterized. Lineage: Eukaryota; Metazoa; Porifera; Demospongiae; Suberitida; Halichondriidae. The coding region runs from base 812 to 2614 and encodes 600 amino acids. The record is from RefSeq and is a predicted model, not a curated record. Gene Ontology annotation, molecular function: ubiquitin-protein transferase activity. The transcript has 5 exons.